Messenger RNA from Rhizopus microsporus ATCC 52813, 2553 nucleotides. RefSeq names its product MCM-domain-containing protein. Gene Ontology annotation, molecular function: single-stranded 3'-5' DNA helicase activity; ATP binding; single-stranded DNA binding. The record is from RefSeq and is a predicted model, not a curated record. Gene Ontology annotation, cellular component: MCM complex; nucleus. Bases 1 to 2553 code for a protein of 850 amino acids. Gene Ontology annotation, biological process: double-strand break repair via break-induced replication; DNA replication initiation; mitotic DNA replication. NCBI's taxonomy places the organism in Eukaryota, Fungi, Mucoromycota, Mucoromycetes, Mucorales, Rhizopodaceae. The transcript has 6 exons.
AUGGAAGUUGAUGAUGCUGCCACACCUCGCCCUCCUGCUCAAGUUCGCCGACCUGGCUUUACCCCUGACGCUGUUCAAAAGUUUGUAGACGAGACAGGUCUGAUUGUGAUGAAGUCAUUUGAAACUUUUUUACAAACCUACAAAGACGAGCAACUGACGUAUAUGAGUGAAAGCAACUCGGGCUGGAAAGGAUAUCCUUAUAUGAUGCAGAUGGAAAAUUUUAUCACAAGCUUGUUAGAUACGGUCUUUGUUGAUUUUGGUCAUAUUGAAAGAAGUGAUUCGACAUUAGCCUCUGCUAUUAGUGAUCAAUACUAUCGUUUCCUUCCUUUCCUUCGACGAGCUGUACAUAAUGUAGUGAGUGAACAGUUUCCCAAAUGCUUCCAGCCAAGAGAUCAAGAUCUCGUACCUGACUCGGCGCUCAACAGAGAAUUCAACGUUGCAUUCUAUGGAUUAUCUGAUAUGAACCGCGUACGACAAUUAAAGACAGACAAGAUCGGCCGUCUUAUCAGUGUCAGUGGCACCGUCACCCGUACGUCUGAAGUUCGUCCUGAACUGACCUAUGCAUCCUUUACAUGUAACGAAUGCGGCAAAAUUGUAAACAAUAUCGAACAGGAGUUUAGAUACACACAACCCACGAUGUGUCCUACCAUCACCUGCUACAAUCGUACCAACUGGACACUUAAUAUUGAAAAAUCCAAAUUUGUCGAUUGGCAAAAGAUCAGAAUUCAAGAAAAUUCAAACGAGAUUCCUACUGGCAGUAUGCCUAGAAGCUUGGAUGUCAUUGUCCGUAACGAAAUGGUCGAGCGUGCCAAGGCGGGUGACAAGUGUGUUUUCACGGGUACCCUUAUUGUUGUUCCCGAUGUGUCUGCUUUUAGAACACCUGGCACAUCUGUCGAAACCGAACGAGACACGACCACCCGUCCCUCUGACGGAUUGGGCAAGGAAGGUGUGACUGGUCUUAGAGCCCUUGGUGUCCGUGAUUUGACCUACAAGUUAUCUUUCUUGGCUUGUAUGGUGCAGCCUGCCACUCAAAACAAGGUCAACAAUAUCAACCUUCAUGGCGAAGAUGUUCCAGAAGAGACGAUCCAGGAUGUCUACAACACAUUAACUCCCGAAGAAGUCGAAAAUCUUCACAAAAUGAUUCGAAUGGGCGAUAAGUUCUACAGCAAAUUGGUCGGCAGUAUCGCGCCUUCUGUGUUUGGGCAUGAAACUGUUAAAAAGGGUAUUCUGUUGCAAAUGUUGGGUGGCGUGCACAAGGUCACGCCUGAAGGUAUGCAUCUUCGUGGUGAUAUCAACGUGUGUAUUGUUGGUGACCCAUCCACAAGCAAGUCUCAAUUUUUGAAAUAUGUUUGUAAUGUCAUGCCUAGAGCCGUGUAUACCUCUGGUAAGGCUUCUAGUGCUGCCGGUUUAACUGCCUCCGUUAUCAAGGAUGAAGAAACAGGCGAAUUCUCUAUUGAGGCUGGUGCUCUUAUGCUUGCUGAUAAUGGUAUCUGUGCCAUUGACGAGUUUGACAAGAUGGACGUCAAGGAUCAAGUGGCUAUUCACGAAGCAAUGGAACAACAAACGAUUUCUAUUGCAAAGGCAGGUAUUCAAGCUAGUUUGAAUGCACGUACCAGUAUUCUUGCCGCUGCCAACCCUGUCGGUGGUCGUUACAACAAGAAGCGAACAUUAAGACAAAAUGUCAACAUGUCAGCACCCAUCAUGUCUCGUUUUGAUUUGUUCUUUGUUGUUUUGGAUGAAUGUAAUGAAAUUACGGAUUAUAAUAUUGGUCGUCAUAUUAUCAAUAAUCAUCGUCAAAAGGAAGAUGCCAUGCAGGCUGAGUUUUCUACUCGAGAUAUUCAAAACUAUGUUCGUUAUGCUAGAACCUUUAAGCCAAAGUUGACAAAGGCAGCUGCUGACAAGUUGGCUGAAUAUUAUAGAGAAUUGCGACAAGGCGAUUCUCAAGGUGUGGGUCGAAAUUCAUACCGUAUUACUGUAAGACAGUUGGAAAGUAUGGUUCGUUUAUCUGAAGCUAUUGCAAGAGCUUUAUGUAAUGAAGAGAUUACUGUUGCACAUGUGACAGAAGCAUACACUUUACUUCAAAAAUCGAUUAUUCGUGUCGAAGAAGAAGAUGUUAAUAUUGACGAUGCAUUUGAUGACAAUGAAAUGAGCGAGCUGUUGACAAGCACAGAAGCACUCCGUAGUAUGUCCUUGAACGAAACUGAAGAGCCCAGUGAAGAGCAUAGAGAUGUCAAUAUGGACCAACCUAAAGGACCCAGUGGUGCUUUCAUGACAUCUUCUGGAAAGAUUUCCAUACCUUAUGAAAAGUUUGAAGAAAUCAAGCAAAUGCUGGCCAUCAAGCUUCACCAAGUGCAAGAAGAAUCUGAUGAAGAAGCUGGUAUCACACAGGAUAAGCUGAUCAUGUGGUAUCUUGAACAAAUGGAAAAUAAUCUUGAUGAAGAAGCUCUUGAGUUUGAAGUGACGGUUGUGAAGAAGGUCAUUAAGAAGCUUCUAAAGACGGUAAGAAUCAUUUUAUUUAAAGUUUUGCUUUACUCAUCUUAUAUUGCAGGGUGA